AGAAAAUGCUACGCACAGUGUCGCUGGCAUGCUCAACGGCGAAUUUGUGUAAGAACACCAAACCAGUCUGGACGCUGGCAUCAGCCGCACGGUUUUCAGACAAAAAUAAAGGUGACGACCUGGAGACGGAUUUGCAGAAGGAUUUGAAGAAGUUGAACGAAAUUCUGAAAACUGGAAUCACGGAGACCGAGACGACGAGCAGCCCGAAAGAACCGCCGGUCGACAAGAAUUUCAUGAAUUUCCGAAAACAAGCCGAGCAAGAAGCCUUUCAGCGGAGCAGCAUUUUCAACUGGAAAACCGUUCUUGGAACAUUUGCAGUCGGCGGAACAUGCCUUGCCGCUCUAUUUUACAUCAAGAAAAUCCGUCUGGAUGAGAGGGAAAAACACCGAAAACAGACGGCAGGAAAAGCGAGAAUCGGUGGAGAAUGGGAAUUGAUGAAUACAGACGGGAAAAUGGAAGGAUCUCAGGAACUACGUGGAAAUUGGCUUCUGAUGUACUUUGGAUUCACAAAUUGCCCGGAUAUUUGCCCUGAUGAGAUUGAGAAAAUGGUGAAAGUCGUGGAAAUUAUCGAGGCAAAGAAGGACGCGACGCCGAUCGUUCCCGUAUUCAUUUCAGUAGAUCCUGAGCGAGAUUCUGUUGCUCGAGUGAAAGAAUAUUGCUCCGAGUUCUCCAACAAGCUACGUGGAUUCACUGGAACCACAGAGCAAGUUAAUAAAGUUGCGAAAACGUUCAGAGUAUAUCAUAGCCAGGGACCCAGGACAAAUAAGCAAGAAGAUGAUUAUAUUGUAGAUCACACGGUUAUUAUGUACCUAAUUGACCCCUCUGGCCAAUUCCACGAUUAUUACGGACAAAAUCGAAAAGCUGAGGAGAUCGCCAACGUUAUUGAAAUGAAAGUUCUCAAAUACCAAGCCCAGAACCGGAAAUCGUUAUUGAAUUUGUUCUAGAUUUUUUUACGUGUAUUUUUUUUUGUUUUUUUUUCUGUUUAGGUAGCUAUCUUCCAUCUUUUUGUUGUAAUUUUCAGCUCGGUUAGAUUUUUUUUGUUUAUUUAAAGAAAACCAUUGCUCAGCUUAA
Caenorhabditis elegans is the source of this 1071-nucleotide messenger RNA. It is a transcript of the gene sco-1, whose product is annotated as Thioredoxin domain-containing protein. The coding region runs from base 6 to 944 and encodes 312 amino acids. Gene Ontology annotation, biological process: intracellular copper ion homeostasis; respiratory chain complex IV assembly. Gene Ontology annotation, molecular function: copper chaperone activity; copper ion binding. Gene Ontology annotation, cellular component: mitochondrial inner membrane; mitochondrion. The record is from RefSeq and is marked reviewed. The transcript has 3 exons. NCBI's taxonomy places the organism in Eukaryota, Metazoa, Nematoda, Chromadorea, Rhabditida, Rhabditidae.